This is a messenger RNA of Closterium sp. Naga37s-1, 435 nucleotides long. The record is from the annotation of a GenBank genome assembly. Lineage: Eukaryota; Viridiplantae; Streptophyta; Zygnematophyceae; Desmidiales; Closteriaceae.
AUGGUCAUCACCCUUUCGCUCUCUGGCAUUCACCCUCCUUCUCCCGUACACCUCUCUUCCGUACCCCCCUUUCGCCCCCACCUGUCGUCCUCUAUUUUACGCCCUUCUGCCCCCUGUCCCCUCUCUGCCUUACGCUCUUAUUCCCCCUCUCCCCACUCUGCUUUACCCCCUUCUUCCAUGUUUCCACCCUCGGUGCUUUACGUCCUGCUUCCCCGAUUCCGCUAUCUGCCCUACCCCCUCUUUCCCUUCUCCCCACCCUCCGUUACCUCUCCUUCCGCCUUUCCACCCACUCUGCCUUACACCCUGCUCCCGCCUUUCCCCUUCCUGCCCAUCUGCGCCUUCAUCUCAGUAUGGAGUGUGGAGCAAAUGUCACAUCAAGGAGGCACGGGCAGUGGCACGGCCAAGCGCAUCCGGACUGGAUGGCCUGCUAGGUAA